UAAGUAUUUACGGGCAAUGUAUUCCAUUUCCACAAAGGAUUUGUUUUCCCCUUUUCCGUGUCUGAUAAGGAUUAGGAGCUCUGCUUUGCUCAGCAAACGUAAAUAAAUAGCAGACGAGGUCACUCUGCAUCUUCUGCGCCAUUGAUUCCGCAACACCACACACGACAAUGGCUCCUCCUCGUUCCGCAUCUUCCUCACUCAAAUCAAGAGCCACGGCUGUCCUAUCAGCCGCCGCCUCCGUCACCGCCACCGUCAUGGUGGCUCGAUCCCUGGCAAACGACUUCCUCCCUGCCGAAUUCCACGACUACGUCUCCUUCCGCAUCCGCAAGCUCCUCAGCCGCUUCUCGUCACAGUUCACCAUGGUCGUCAACCAAUUCGACGACCGAUUGGUCCCCAACCAAAUCUACGACGCCGCCGAGACCUACCUCGCCGGCAGGGUCAGCCCGUCGACCACGAGGCUCAACGUCAGCCAGCCCGACAAGGAGAACAGCGUUCAGGUUAGGAUGGAGAGCCACGAGGAGGUCGUGGACGAGUUCCAGGGCGUGAAUUUCAGGUGGGUUCUGCGCUCCAAGAAAAUCAAAUCCUCAACUCGGCGACUCGGAUCGUCUCGAAGAAGUACCGAUGACGACUCCUCCUCCAUACUGUCCCUCUCGCACGCUCGGCGCUUCGAGGUCAGCUUCCCCAAACAGCACGAAAAAAUGGCGGUCGAAUCCUACUUCCACCACAUCGUGAGGGAAGCCAGAGCAAUGAAGGAGGAGAAGAAGACGCUCAAGAUCUUCACCGUGGAGCCGGAGAAUCUGUACGGUAACAUUUCCAAGGUAUGGACCGGUGUAAAUUUGGACCACCCGGCCACGUUCGACACCCUGGCGAUGGACGCAGGGGUCAAGACCGCGAUCCUGAAGGACCUGGCGCGGUUCGUCAGGAGGAGGGACUACUACAGAAAAGUCGGCAAGGCGUGGAAAAGAGGAUACCUAUUGUACGGCCCGCCGGGGACGGGGAAAUCGAGCCUGAUCGCCGCCAUGGCGAACUACCUCAACUUCGACGUCUACGACCUGGAGCUGACGCAGCUGAGGGAGAAUUCGGAGCUCAGGAAGCUGAUCAUCGCGACCGCGAACCGGUCGAUUCUGGUCGUGGAGGACAUUGAUUGCACAAUCGAUUUGCAGAAUCGGUCUGCGGCCAAGCAGAAACACCAUAAUCCCCAUCAUCAUCCGCCGAGGCGGCAGGUGACGCUGUCGGGGUUGCUGAAUUUCAUCGACGGGUUGUGGUCGAGCUGUGGCGACGAGAGGAUCAUCGUGUUCACUACCAAUCACAAGGAGAAGCUUGACCCGGCAUUGAUGCGGCCCGGGAGAAUGGAUGUGCACAUCAAUCUGUCUUACUGUACUCCUUGUGGGUUCAGGAUUCUGGCUUCCAAUUACCUUGGAGUGAAGGAUCAUAGUUUGUUUCCUGAGAUCGAGGAGCUCGUCUCGAGGUGCCAGGUGACUCCUGCUGAAGUCGCCGAGCAGCUAAUGAGGAAUGACGAUGAUGAGGAUGAUGAUGAUGAUGCUGGUGACCCUCAAGAUGUUCUUACUAGGCUGAUUGAGUUCCUGAAAUCGAAGGACGAAUUGAAAGUAGAAUCGUUAGAAACAAGUAAGAGCCAAGAAACCCAAGAGAUUAAGAAAGGUGGACUAAGCAGCAGCCUCGACAAUUCUUGAUUGGAAGAUUUAUGCCAUAUGUAGUUUAACUAGUAGUAUUUUAUAAUUAUAUUCUAUGUCAUAUUCAUUUUAAAUGUUGGGUUCAUAUUUUUGAAUUACAUUAUGAAAGUUAUUAUUUUCAUUUAUAGCAUUAGUGAUCUUGAGGAGAAAACGUGUUGCCUAAGGAAUCUAGUAGAUUGUCGUGUUUAUGUGAAGAAUGAGUUAUGAGUCUAAAUCUCGAGACUUGUCAAUUCUAUUAGUCUAAGUCUUUCUCCCUUUUAAAUAUACUUUAGUCUAACAU
Molecule: messenger RNA, 1971 nt
Organism: Linum trigynum
Lineage: Eukaryota; Viridiplantae; Streptophyta; Magnoliopsida; Malpighiales; Linaceae
Source: the annotation of a GenBank genome assembly